GAGUUGUAUCAUUCUCAGUUCCAUUGUUAGGAUGCUCUAAGACCGACGUGGCAUCUCCAUUUAUCGUCCAAUCAUAAUAUGUGGUUAUGAUAUCUCUUCAAAAUUUAUCCAGAACACAGACAGCGUCAUUUGCCUGCUAAGAUAGUCGAUUCAUCACUUGCGAUAUGCCGAAAUAUUUUUUCCGUCUUCUUGCUCUUGCUCUUGUUCUGGUGAUUGGAAAUGUAGGAUUCUUGGCAUUCGGUGUGGCUGAUGAAUAUGGAAGAGAUGAUUUUCCCGCUGAAUUCGUUUUUGGUUCCGGAACUUCCGCUUAUCAGGUUGAAGGAGCAGCGCUGGAAGAUGGAAGGAGUUUCAGCAUUUGGGACGCCUACGCUCAUUCAGGCUUCUGCGAUGGAGCAAAUGGAGACAUAGCAUGUGAUGGGUACCAUAAAUACAAGGAAGACAUUAAACUUAUGGUAGACACAGGUUUGGAAGCAUUUAGAUUUUCCAUUUCUUGGUCCAGACUCAUCCCGAACGGAAGAGGAUCCGUCAAUGAAAAGGGCUUACAAUUUUACAACGAUUUCAUCAACAGGCUCAUCGCCCAUGGAAUACAACCACAUGUUACAUUAAAUCAUAUAGAUCUACCGCUGAUACUUGAAGAUGAAUAUGGAGGAUGGCUUAGUAGAAAAUCAGUGAAAGAUUUUGUUGCAUUUGCUGAUGUAUGCUUCAGGGAAUUUGGUGAUCGGGUUUUGCAUUGGACUACCUUUAAUGAAGCCAAUUUAUAUGCUUUAGGUGGGUAUGAUACGGGUAGUUCACCUCCUGGACGUUGUUCUUCCCCAUUUGGGUAUAUUAACUGUAGCAGAGGUGACUCUACUCAUGAGCCAUACCUUGUAGCUCACCAUUUUCUUCUCGCACAUGCAUCAACUGUCAGACUCUACCGUGAAAAAUACAAGGCCAUGCAGUAUGGUUCUGUUGGAAUAAAUCUCUUAGCCUUUUGGUUUGAACCUUAUACAAAUACAAUACAAGAUGUCAAAGCUACCCAAAGAGCCAAUGACUUCUAUUUGGGUUGGUUUUUGAAUCCCUUGGUGAAGGGAGACUACCCAGAAACAGUGAAGAAGAGUGCAGGGAACCGAAUUCCAACUUUUACCAAACUCGAAUCACAGAAAAUCAAGGGUUCAUUUGACUUCUUAGGCAUAAACCACUAUACCACAUUAUACAUCAAGGACAACCCCAAUGAUCUUGAAACCGAUACCAGGGACGUUUAUGCAGACAUGGCGCUUAUAUACAGUGGAAUUGAAUUCCCAAUAACCGAGUUCCCCGUGAUUCCAAUUGGUCUGGAAAAGCUCCUUAACCAUCUCAAGGAAGAAUAUAGGAAUCCUCCUAUCUACAUCCAUGAAAAUGGGCAAGUACAAGCACGUAAUGGAACAUUGAUGGACACCCCAAGGGUAGAGUACUUGCAUGCGUAUAUUGGUGCUGUGUUGAGUGCACUAAGGAAUGGAUCAAACACGAAGGGUUAUUUUGUCUGGUCCUUCUUUGAUCUCCUUGAGAUGGUGGGUGGCUAUAAUUAUGGUUAUGGUCUGUACUAUGUUGACCUUGAUGACAAGGAGUUGACACGAUAUCCUAAGCUUUCUGCACACUGGUAUGCCAAUUUUUUGAAAGGAAACAACAUCAAUGUCAUAAUUCCAAAGGUGAAGCUAAAAGACUCUUUUUCUAAUUAACAUGAUUAGCUUUUGGCUUAAGUACUAAUAUUGUUGUGACGCUCAUUUUUCAUCAUCAUAACCACGUAUGUAUAAGUGGUGCUACGAUGUUGGAGUUGGACCAUACUUCACUACAUUUCUACAAUAUGAAUAACAUGUAAUUUGUUUAGAGGGAA
Molecule: messenger RNA, 1849 nt
Organism: Lactuca sativa (garden lettuce)
Lineage: Eukaryota; Viridiplantae; Streptophyta; Magnoliopsida; Asterales; Asteraceae
Product: beta-glucosidase 11
Biological process (GO): carbohydrate metabolic process
Molecular function (GO): beta-glucosidase activity
Source: RefSeq, a predicted model, not a curated record